Messenger RNA from Fraxinus pennsylvanica, 1488 nucleotides. Lineage: Eukaryota; Viridiplantae; Streptophyta; Magnoliopsida; Lamiales; Oleaceae. The record is from the annotation of a GenBank genome assembly.
AUGGCAACCGAAGGUCCAUCGAAAUCAACAGAACAAUCCCCCUCCGCCUCUGCCUCCGCCUCCGCCUCCGCCGCCGCGAACAGCAACAGUUCAGGGUUGAGAAAGCCGGUGUUUGUUAAGGUUGAUUCUUUGAAGCCGGGAACGAAUGGCCACACUCUGAUUGUCAAAGUAUUGAAUUCCAACACAGUACUCAGCAAGAAGCCACGGAAUGCGAUGUCGUUCCGUGGGUCCCAGAACCAGAAUACUCGUAUCGCGGAGUGCCUCAUCGGUGACGAAACGGGCACCAUCCUCUUCACUGCCCGUAAUAACCAAGUUAAAGCUUGUCUCUUGUUCAUUUCUAGACAGUCAUCUGUUUCCUGUAUAGGUGUCUUUCGUUCUGUUUCAAGCAAUGCCAGAAGAGGGCCGUAUGAGGAUGGGAAGACUGAUGCUACCAUUUCGUUUAAUGACGAUAAUUUUGUUAAGGUUGACUCUGGGAAGAUGAAUCCUCAAUUUGCAUUCAUGAGGGGUGCUAUGAAGAUAAAAGGGAGCAUGAAUGCGGCCCAAAAAUUUACUCCAGACAUUUUCUCCAAACCCUCAAAGAUCACUGUUUUUAAUGCUGCUAAAGUUACCAACAGCAGUUUGGAUAGAUCACCUGCGGAUUACGAAGUUAGUGGAGAGGUAGAACAAGCAAUAAAAAAUGGUGAUACAGCUGCUGCAAAGAAGCUUUUGAGUCAGACAGCUGUCUUUAAUCAAACUGAGAUAGCUUUUAGCCUCAUGGACCACAGAGCAAGUUUGGAUUGCAAAAAAUUACAAGGUGAAACAACGUCAGAUUGUACUCCUGCAACAUUGCAAUACAAGAAAGUAUGCAAUUGGACCCCUGGCAUGCAACAUCCCCCUCCUAGAGGGAUCAGAAAAAACUGGAUACUCCCUCCUGGUGUCCACAGAGUGGCUGGACCUCUACAAAAUUGUUUCGGCCGAGCCUAUUUGUUGGAGUGGAAGGGUGUCUGGCAAGUUGCACAUGAAUCUGAUAAAGAUAGUCAUGAUUUGUUUCUUGCUGACUUGCUGCCACAAGAAAGGUGGUCAAAAAGGUGGAUUAUGCCAUCAGAUCUGAUGUGGAAAAAUUCCAUCUUUUGGACAUUUGCUUCUUCAGAUUCUUUAGCACAAACUUCCUCAAGAAGGAACCCGUCAUCCUCCGCCAAUUUGAAGAUGGUUAAGGACAGUCUAAGCUCGACCACCUUCGGAAACAUCCAACAUAGGCUACCGGAAAACUGCGAUAUGUCCUGCGCGGUGUGUUUGAACCAGCUGAGGAAGAAAAGCCAGGUGUGGGAGCUCAGAAACUGUCGCCAUGUCUUCCACAAGCACUGUCUCGAGAAGUGGCUAUCUUAUGAUGGCUGCCGGUUAACAUGCCCUCUUUGCCGGGUUUCUCUGCAACCUACGCCGCUACCGGAGCCACCGCACUGGGCGGUGGAGCGUAUGCUAUAUCUAUUUGGGGAUGAUCUGCUUCCCUGA